AUUCAGCUUCUUGAACCACCAAGAAAAAGGAAUCUAGGUGAGUUGAACAUUUUCUCCAUUUUGUCAGGUGCUGUUCAUCCGCAUCGUCACCAUCUUCCUUCGGGACUGGACCAGUCCUCUUUGGAAAACAGCAGAGUCCUCCUCGACCAAUCAGGGAGCUUUUGGGAUCGUCCUCGACCAAUCAGGGAGCUUUUGGAUCGUCUCGACCAAUCGGGAGCUUUUGGAUCGUCAUCGACCAAUCAGGGACUCUUCGGUCAGGGGGUUUUUGCCUCGGGCGACUCGUCCACCAGUAUAUUUGGAGGUGGUUCCGGUGGAUUCAGCAUCAGUGAUUCUGCCGACACGACGACAACGGCUGCUGGCCUCUUCGGGAGCCCAACACCGACGAGCACGUUCGGAGCAGGCGCCAGUCCUCUGUCGAGUUUCGGAGGUAGCGCCACAAAAACCAAUCUGUUUGGAGCCGGAGCCGGAGCUUUUGGCGGGGGAACGUUCGGCGGUAGUCCACAGGCCUCACCUGGACCAUCUGCUGCGGGGCAGGGAAUCGGUUCACCAGCUUCACCACCUAGUGGCUUGUUUGGAAGGCCAGUUACUACUGCUACUGGCGCUUCGACUCAGGGACAGACAACUCCGCAGAUAGGUGGAAGGAGUUUGUUCGGGGCGGCGGCGGCAACUCCGCAGCAACAAGAGGGUUCUCGUUCGACGGUCUACACGCCGCUGGAUCAGCUGACGGAGGAAGAGAAGGCUCAGUUCCGCGCUCCCGCCUUCACGCUUGGCAAAGUGCCAAUGAGACCUCCGCCAAGAGAAUAUAUCAUGGAUAAUGUGCAGUGAGCCCAACAGCUUCUUAAAGGACCCUGCUCGGUGGCGUGUGCUUUCAGACUUUGAAACUAAAAGAUCGGCGCCCACCCAUAGAAAGUUUUAAUGACUAGAAAGAAAACAAGAAAAAUGCUGAACAUAACACUGUGCGAUAAGAACAGUGUUUUCGUCUGCUAAACUAGGGGCUGUUCCCGAACUAAUCACAUGGAGGGUUGAGGCAGUUUGUAAACCACCUGGAAAAUAAACUUUGAUUUAAACCAUGUAUGUUUUAGAGAAAACAUUGCAGCGGGCCCACAAGCCAUAAAACAAGAAGUACAGUGCCUCCUGCCCCCACCUUUCUCUCCAUUCCCCUGUGGUCAAUAGUGGUUGACAAAGUUUUGUUUUGUUUAACAACACCACUAGAGCACAUUGAUUUAUUAAUCAUCGACUAUUGGAUGUCAAACAUUUGGUAAUUUUGACAUUUAGUCAUAGAAAGUAAACCUGCUACA
This is a messenger RNA of Gigantopelta aegis, 1298 nucleotides long. Its product is annotated as nuclear pore complex protein Nup98-Nup96-like. NCBI's taxonomy places the organism in Eukaryota, Metazoa, Mollusca, Gastropoda, Neomphalida, Peltospiridae. The annotation marks the transcript as partial. The transcript has 2 exons. The record is from RefSeq and is a predicted model, not a curated record.